Molecule: messenger RNA, 3425 nt
Organism: Parnassius mnemosyne (clouded apollo)
Lineage: Eukaryota; Metazoa; Arthropoda; Insecta; Lepidoptera; Papilionidae
Source: the annotation of a GenBank genome assembly
GAUUUUGGGGUGUUAAUCUCUGUGGGUGUUAAUUUAAAUUAUUAAAUUUAAUAAAUAUAGGUGUUAUGUUAGGAGAAAUUGAGUUACAGAUUUACAAUACAGUUACAGAAAACUUAAUGAAAGGAAUAUUACUAAUAGAUUUGGGAUAAAACGGAUUCAUUGAUGUUUACCAUAAUUUGAAACAGUCCUAUUGUUUAUGUUUACAAUAUGAACAGAUCAAGGUUUUCCAUGCUGGUGCUUGAACCUGGUGAAAUUUAUUUUGAAGAUUUCUCAUGCAUUAUGAAUACACAAGAAUCAAAAACAUUAGGUCAAGUUAGAAAUGGCCACUUAAAACUUUGUUCUAAAUCACUGGUUUUCGAACCUACAGAAUGGAUCUACCCACUAACAAAAUUUCAUUUUAAAGACUGUUGCGAUAUCAGUAUUGUAAAACCAAUGUAUGAGAAUGACAUAAAAAAUGUUAUUAAAGUGAAUAUUAAGCAGUAUUCUGAAAUGUUAGAACAAAAUAUUGUAGCACCAUAUAAAUUUAAGUAUGAAAAUAAGGACUUUUAUUUUUUCUUUGAUUUUGCCUCUGCCGAAGAAUGCCUGUACCAAAUGCAGCAAUUACAGAGAGCAUCUACUCUACAUGCACCUGAACACAAUAGCAUGGUGGCUACAAUCCUACAUUCACGUUACAUGAGAAUGGUAUUUGACCCUGUUAUGAUGGAAGACUUCACAGAAGAAAUUAUAUGUGAAUUGCAAGUGGAAAAAAUAUCACCCCUUGUAAGGCAUCAAGGAAAAUUAGCACUGACACCUUCAACACUGUACUUCCAGCCUUUUAGUAAUAUUGAAAAUAGUCCUAUAUUUAAGCUGAAAAUGGAAAAGAUGAGAAAAAUAUAUAAAAGAAGAUUUCUAUUAAGGCAAGUUGGUCUUGAGAUUUAUGGUGGAGAAGAAAGUACUGUAUCUCAUAUUUACCUUACGUUUCCAUGUGAAGAGGACAGGGACAGAAUAUACAGAAUUCUUGAAGAAUCACCGUAUGUUCAAUUAGAUAGAGUGCAUGUAGAAGAAAUGACAUUACAGUGGCAAAAUGGCAUUGUCUCUAAUUACGAUUAUUUGAUUUAUCUUAACUGCCUUGCAGACAGAAGUAAAAAUGAUCUCACUCAAUAUCCAGUAUUUCCAUGGGUGGUUGCUGAUUAUAGUUCAGAAAAGCUAGACCUGACUAAUUCUGAUACCUUUCGAGAUUUAUCAAAACCAAUGGGAGCUUUAAAUCCUGAACGCUUGGAAAAAUUAAAAGAAAGAUAUAAUGAAAUGAAUGAACCAAAGUUUUUGUAUGGAUCCCAUUAUUCUGCCCCGGGUCUAGUAUUGUUUUACCUUGUUCGAAAAUAUCCACGGUAUAUGUUGUGUUUACAAAAUGGAAAAUUUGAUCAUCCUGAUAGAAUGUUCAAUUCGGUGCGAGAUGUGUACAACAACUGUUUAAAUAACAUGUCCGACUUUAAGGAAUUAGUUCCAGAGUUUUAUGACACGAGUGCUAAGGCUGAUUUUCUGGUGAAUAAGCAUGAAAUAGACUUUGGGGAACGUUACGACGGGUCGAAAGUCAAUAAUGUUACGCUUCCACCAUGGGCAAGCUCCCCAGAGGAAUUUGUAUCAACUCUCCGUGAAGCUUUGGAAUCUGAUUUUGUUUCUAGACAUUUGCAUUUAUGGAUUGAUCUCAUUUUUGGUUAUAAACAAAGAGGCGAAGAAGCUGUCAAGGCUAACAAUGUAUUUCAUCAUGUGUGCUACGAAGGUUCGGUUGAUCUUGAACGCGUUUACGAUAUGAACGAUAGACACGCAUUAGAAGUACAGAUAAUGGAGUUCGGACAAGUGCCUAAGCAACUUUUUACUAAACCACAUGUUAGAAAGGUUACACCACAAAUUCCAAAAUUAUUGAGUCAAGGGGGAAGUGAAUUUCGACCGGUUCAAAUAAAGUGUAUAGAUACAAUACGAUUACAUAAAGAAGCUGUCACUUGUGUGCUUCGGCAAGGCUCGAAAAUUAUUUCUGUAGGAAAGGAUGGCACGCUGAAAGUGUAUGAUUUGGGCCAAGGCAAACAGAUGCGGAGUGUAGUCUUGUGUUCGACACCUUUAAGUUCUUGCGUGAUGGUUGAUGAACAUACAGUCGCAGCUGGUUCGUGGGAUAAUGAAAUAUACUUGUAUAACGUGGAAUACGGAAGGGUUGUGGAGAGUUUCCGUGCACACGACGAUUCAGUUAGUUGCCUACUUUGGCUAAUUAAAGAACGGCUUUUAAUAUCUGGUGGUUGGGAUGGGGUGGUACGCGUGUGGGGCAGCGUAGGCAAAAUCGGUCAAGCUUUGCGCGGCUUGAAAGCGGAAUUCGACCAUGACGGGAAGAUUACUGCAGUAACUUACAGGUACCGGCGUUUUGAGUUGGAUAUAAUAACGGGAACUAGUGACGGCGAGGUAUUUAUAUGGGAUUUCACAUCUAAGGAGUUGAUGAACAAGGUCCGAAUUCACUCGUCACCGGUGUGCGGAGUUUCGUUAGUUCUGUCCGGAGAUAGUAUCGUCACAACCAGCGAAGAUGGCGAUGUAUACGUAACGGAUUUGAGCGUUUUGCACUCGGUGUAUCACAAGCGUAUGUCGGCAGCAAUGUUAUCACUUUGCUGGGAUGGCUGCAGUACACUGUGGCUUGGCGGCAGUGCUGGCACCUUGAUGCAAUGGAACAUGAUCACCGUGACACAAGUCGAUCAACAGAAUGCUCAUAAUGAUUCAAUCACAUCGCUUCACCUAGAUGUCGACUCUAAAACUCUGAUAUCAGCUAGCAAGGACAAAACUGUUAAAAUCUGGCAAUUGAUUCAAAGUUCUUGAUGUUAUCAGUGGCUUCAACAUAUAGUAUUAUUAUUCAUUUUCAUAAUACAUAAUGUGUACAUAUAAGAGCGAAUAAAAACAAGACCUUGUAUAAUGGCAAUAAAGUAUUAUUUUGUAUUAGAUAUUUCAUUUUCAUUUUUAAGUUUAGCGUUUAAAAUACAGGUUGGUACAGAAAAGUAAAAUGUGAAUCAGUAUAUUUUUUUAAAAGCUUUUAUAUAACUUGCAAUGUAUGUUUCAGUGGAAUAACAGUACAUACAUUAAUUUUUCUUAGACUUAUUAACACGUCAUAACAGUUUGUCCAUGUUGCAGUAGAUGUCGCUAUUUUAAAAUUUUGCUAUGCUAGGCCUAGAAAAUGUCGUUCCACUUUACGUAGAUUGCUAUUAAGAAUCAAACAAAUUAAUGAAUAGUUAAAAAUAUAAACGAAACUUGCUAAAAAAAGUAAUGCACCAUUAUCGAAAAAAUAAAUAAAAACUAUUAUAACCUAAAAUGUGUGUGAAUAUUUAUGAAGAAGAUAAAUUAUAAGGAGUAAAAGAGAUCCUUUUGAGGAAUUAAUAGAAACAAAUUAUGUUUACAGACAAUAAAGAAAUGAUUAU